Messenger RNA from Vicia villosa (hairy vetch), 675 nucleotides. RefSeq lists its product as uncharacterized. Bases 1 to 675 code for a protein of 224 amino acids. Lineage: Eukaryota; Viridiplantae; Streptophyta; Magnoliopsida; Fabales; Fabaceae. The transcript has a single exon. The record is from RefSeq and is a predicted model, not a curated record.
AUGGGUUUUGGGGAGAAAUGGAGGAAAUGGGUGGAGGUUAUUAUUUUCAAAAGUAACAUGUCGGUGUUGGUUAAUGGAAGUCCAACUAAGGACUUUAUUGUUAAGAAAGGAUUAAGACAAGGUAACCCUUUAUCGCCUUUUAUUUUUGUUAUAGUGGCGGAGGCUCUUGCUAGGUUGGUUAGAAAAUCAACGGAAAUUGGUGAAUUUGAGAAAUUUGUAAUUCGUAGGAGUUGUGGGGUGGAUAUUCCCCAAUUUGUGAAUGAUACUUUGUUGGUAGGAAAAGGGACUUGGAAGCAUGUGAAGGCGGUGAAGACCGUUUUAAGGGCUUUUGAACUUGUUGCGGGUCUUGGAAUUAAUUUUCAUAAAAGUAAGUUGAUUGGAGUUAAUGUCUCGCCUUAUUUUUUGGAAGUCGUCGCUUUCUACCUUUCUUGUAAAAAUGAAGAAAGUAACUUUACCUUUCUCAGAAUUUCAAUUGGUUUCAAUCCUAGGAAAGAAUCAUCUUGGUUUCCUCUCUUGAAUAAAAUGAGAAAACGACUAGUGGGUUGGAAGAAUCGCUUUCUCAACCUUGGAGGAAGGAUUACUCUUUUGAAGUAUAUUUUGAGUUCUCUUACCGUAUUUACUUUAUCUUUUUACAAGAUGCCGGUUAAGGUGGUAAAAGAAUUUACUAAGAUUUAA